Messenger RNA from Acanthoscelides obtectus, 831 nucleotides. Lineage: Eukaryota; Metazoa; Arthropoda; Insecta; Coleoptera; Chrysomelidae. The record is from the annotation of a GenBank genome assembly.
AGCAGAGUUCAGAGCCAAGCUGUAUCUAAUAGUUGACAAACCAAAACCCGAGUAUGGCUCCUCAAAUGAUGGCAAUACGGCCAGAAUUUUUUUCCACAAUCCACAAACAAGUUCAGAUAUCACAGGGGUUGACAGGGAAUGAAUCGAGAAAUUUGCGAUCAUCUUAGGAGUGUUAGCUAGUGGUUGAGCUAUUGAUAUGGAAAAGUUUGCGUCAUUGCUGGAAGAAGCAAGAAAUUUGUAUAUCCACCUUUAUAAAUAAAGCAAACAAAAAACGAAUCCAAGCAGAUGGUACAACAUGCCAAACAGUUUUGCAGAUCGAGCCCUGAGGAACUCCUGAAGGAACUGGCUCAGAGGAGGAAAUUAUUCCUCAGCAAUUACCAAAAUCCUGUGACAAUGGGUCGCGUUCUGAGGAGAAGAGAUGAAGUAGCAUGUCCCCAAAUGGUUAUCGAAUAUAACACCCAUAUGGGCUAUGUCGAUAAGUUCGACAUGCUAAAAAGCCUGUAUGAACUAAACCGUAAGUCACAUAAAUGGUGGCAUAGAAUUUUCUUUUACUUUGUUGAUGCAUGUAUCGUCAACGCGUCAAUUUUGUUUCGAUUGCGGAGCAAAAGCAAUGAAUUUGAAAACAUUUCGUUUGGCUGUAUCCAGGGGCCUCAUUGGCGCAGUAGUUCCUUCCAAACGAGGUAGGUCAUCAAACAAGGAACCUAUAGUAUCAAUAGGUUCAAAAAGUGUGUUCCGUUAGAACUUCGGUAUUCUAAGGCAUGCCACAUGCCAGAAAGAACUACAUUGCUGAGAUGUGCCCACUGUAGCACCACAAAGGAAGUAAGGCGUACA